Molecule: messenger RNA, 2334 nt
Organism: Penicilliopsis zonata CBS 506.65
Lineage: Eukaryota; Fungi; Ascomycota; Eurotiomycetes; Eurotiales; Aspergillaceae
Exons: 4
Coding region: 1-2334 (777 amino acids)
Biological process (GO): transmembrane transport
Cellular component (GO): membrane
Molecular function (GO): ATP binding; ABC-type transporter activity; ATP hydrolysis activity
Source: RefSeq, a predicted model, not a curated record
AUGGCUGAUGCAGGAAUCAGCACCGUCUGUCUGGUCUAUCCGACUGCCCUGGUCGUCGCCUACACGGCCUCGCAUCUCAUCGUGAGGCUGUGGACGCGCGCAGACUGGGCACCGCGACGAGUCCACACCGUGCUGUCGUCUCUCUCUCUGCUCUGUCUCUCCUUGCUGUCGAGUAUUGUUCUCUCUAUUGUCGGCAUCGCCACGCGCGACGCAGACGGCCGGUGGUGGGAGUCGCAGCCCUACCUGGCCCACCAAGUCGCCGUGCUCUUCUUCUUCCUCGCCUCCAUCCUCCCCGACCCCGAACAGCCGUAUAGACCGUCGCCGGCGAGCGGCAUCGUCUGGCUCCUCGCCACCGGCUUCGAGACGGCCCUGGCCGUCUGGCAGGCCCGCACCGUGUUGGCCUUGACUGCCCUGGACCUGCUGGACAUCGUCUCGCUCUGUCUCGCCGCCACUCGCGUCCUCUGCCUCUCCCUCGGCGUGGUGUUUCUGUAUCUCUCCGCUCCCAAACAGUCUCUCCUCACCGGCGAUGAAGUCCGAUACGGAACCAUCCCCUCCCCUCCAGACACAACCAGCCCCCCCGAGACAGACUGGGUAGACUAUGUGAUCAACUUCGUCAAGGUCUUCCGGCUGAUCUGGCCGAGCGAGUCGCCCGCCCUGCAGCUCCGCGCCGUCGUGUGUCUGCUGCUGCUGGCCGUGCAGCGCGUCGUCAACGUGCUGGUGCCGCUGCAGCUCGGGGUGAUUGUGCGCUCGCUGGCGCCCGGGUCGCUCCCCGUCCAGGCGAUUGUGUGGUACGCCGCGCUGCGAGCGCUGCAGGGCGAACAGGGGGUGAUCGGCUGUGUGCGCGCGCAUCUCUGGAUCCCCAUCGGACAGGCGACGUACCGCCAGCUCAGCGCCGCGGCGUUUGCCCAUGUGCUGUCGCUGUCGCUCGACUUCCACCUGGGCAAGCGGCUGGGCGAGGUGAUGAGCGCGCUGACCAAGGGCGCCGCGCUCAACACCUUCCUGGUGACGCUGCUGUUCACCCUGUUCCCCAUGCUGGCCGAUCUGGGCGUUGCCGCGGCCUACCUGCUCGCCACCUUCGACCCGUUCUACUGCUUGAUCGUCAUCGCCAUGGGCUGGGCCUACAUCUUCACCACCAUCUACCUGUCCAAGUUCCGGGCGCGCGCCCGCCGCGAGAUGACCGCCUGCGACCGCGAGAUGGACGCCGUCAAGGCCGACGGCCUCAUCUCGUAUGAGGUCGUGCACUACAACGACGCCGUCGCCGCCGAGCUGGCCCGCUUCGCCGACCGCGUCUCCUUCUACCAACGCGCCGAGUAUGUCGUCAUGAGGCUGCUCAACCUGCUCAACGCCGCGCAGAACGUCAUCUUCACCCUGGGGGUCGCCCUCACCUGCUUGCUGUCGGCCUACAACGUCGCCGGCGGCCGCGAGACCAUCGCCGUCUUCGUCACUCUCAUCUCCUACCUCACCCAGCUGCAGGCGCCGUUGAACUUCUUCGGCAGCUGCUACACGCAGAUGCAGAACAACCUGGUCGACGCCGAGCGCAUGCUGGCGCUGUUCGACGAGGAGCCGACUGUCGUCGACGCUCCAGACGCCGUCGAUCUGGUCGACUGCCAGGGCGCGUUGGAGUUGCGCGAUGUCUCCUUCUCCUACGACGGCCGGCGCACCGUGCUGCACAACAUCACCCUCACCGUCGCGCCGGGCACCUCGCUCGCCGUGGUGGGCGAGACCGGCAGCGGCAAGUCGUCGCUGCUGCGGCUGCUCUUCCGCUUCUACAACGUCUCGGCCGGCCAGAUCCUGCUCGACGGCACCCCCGUCGAGCAGCUCACCAUCCAGAGCCUGCGCAGCCACAUCGGCGUCGUCCCGCAGGAGACGAUGCUCUUCAACGACACCCUGCUCUACAACAUCCGCUAUGCGCGGCCCUCGGCCACCGACGACCAGGUCUAUGCCGCCUGCAAAGCCGCCAGUCUGCACGACAAGAUCCUCGCCUUCCCGGACGGAUACCUCACCCAGGUUGGCGAAAGAGGCCUCCGUCUUUCGGGGGGGGAGAAGCAGCGACUCUCCAUAGCCCGCGCCAUUCUCAAAGCACCCCAGAUCAUCUUCAUGGACGAGGCGACCUCCUCGCUCGACUCGGCCACCGAACAGGCCAUCCAGGCCUCCCUGGCCGACGUCAGCAGGGGACGCACCACCAUCACCAUUGCCCACCGCCUGUCGACGAUUGUCCACUGCGACAAAAUCGUCGUGCUGCAGCAGGGCCGCAUCGUCGAGACCGGCACGCACAGUGAGCUGUUGCGCCGCGAGGGCCAGUACAAGCAGAUGUGGGAGAAGCAGUCGAUGUAG